AUGUCUGGUCAUGAUGUCGAGAAAAUUCAAGAGCUUCAGUUAUUCACAACACCGCAAUUGCAAACCCAAACACAAAAUAUUAAUACCACCAUAGACAACAACAACCCUGAAUCACCUUCCACUGUUGUCCGCCGCCCCCGAGGUCGUCCAGUUGGCUCUAAGAAUAAGCCCAAGACGCCUAUCAUAGUUACAUGUGAAAACCCGAAUGCCCUAUGUCCUCAUGUGCUUGAGAUCACUGAUGGAGCUGACGUGUUAAAAAGUCUCUUUGAUUACGCUCGUCGUCAACUAAGGGGGGUCUCCAUCCUCAAUGGAAAUGGAGUGGUGACGCAUGCUAGGCUUCGUCAACCCACGGGAAGAGUCAUAACCCUUCAAGGAAAUUUUGAGAUUCUUUCCAUAUUUGGGACAAUUUUUCCGCCACCAACACCUGAGAUGGUUGGAGGAUUAAGAGUUCACUUAUCAGGAACAAAAGGACACAUGAUUGAGGGUAGUGUGAUUCCCCCAUUGAUGGCUUCAGGUCCAGUGACUUUGACGGCUGUUUCCUUUGCAAACAUUGUUCCUGAAAAGAUUUCUUCGAUGGGGAAUGAUUAGAAA
Molecule: messenger RNA, 591 nt
Organism: Vicia villosa (hairy vetch)
Lineage: Eukaryota; Viridiplantae; Streptophyta; Magnoliopsida; Fabales; Fabaceae
Product: AT-hook motif nuclear-localized protein 29-like
Exons: 1
Coding region: 1-588 (195 amino acids)
Biological process (GO): vegetative to reproductive phase transition of meristem
Cellular component (GO): nucleus
Molecular function (GO): DNA-binding transcription factor activity; minor groove of adenine-thymine-rich DNA binding
Source: RefSeq, a predicted model, not a curated record